UCGCUGUGUAGUGACACUGGAGGCCCAUGCAAAAGCCUCCUCUUAAAUCUUCAUCAAAAAAAAAACUGCUCUCCUUGCUUUCCUCUCUCUCCACCUACAAACCGUAAUCAUAUCAGCUUCUCUAUGGCAUCAUUGCAGGCCCAUUCUCUCAAAUCUCUAGUUGUCUUCAAAAACUACAUGUACCCAGAAUUGAUCAGGGCAGUGCAUGUGUACAAAUUGGAGGAUGGGGGAGCAAAGGAAGUGGAGAGAGAGUAUUUGUUUCACAGUGAUAGCGAUUAUGAGGAAAUCGAGACAUACAAAGUUCUUACAUUGGAGCAAUUUCGGCCCUCGGCCCAGUUCGAAGGGCGUGUGAAUGGUGUGUGGGUUUGCAUUUAUGUUUUCGAUGCGGAUCGUCAUGGCACUCCGAAUUUGGAUGAUAUUCCAACCAUACUCUCAGUUUACAGUAAUCCUAAGCUGGCGUCUAUUCUGACAUUGGCCAAUGACCUUAAAAUAAUUGUCCAGACGAACCACAGAAUAAAAAAUGGAGUGAAAGUGCAAGUUCUACCCAAGGAAACAAGUUUUGGGAACACUGCUGCAGGGUUUCACGUAAGGAGUCAGUGCGUGUUCCCUCUGGAUCUUAACUCUGCUCCCUAUCCAGAAUUAGAGAAUGAAGGCGGUGAUAAAGCGUCAGGUCUUGCGGAUAACAAGAAAAGGAGAGCCACAACCAAAGAUAUAGCAAGGCUUGCUUUAACAGAUCUUGCCAAAUACUUUGAUCUACCCAUAGUGGAAGCUUCAAAAAACCUUAAUGUUGGACUCACAGUACUAAAAAAAAAGUGCAGAGAAUUAGGUAUUCCUCGUUGGCCACAUAGAAAGAUCAAAUCCCUUGACAGUCUCAUCCGUGAUCUCCAGGCAGAGGUAGAACAGCAACAGCAGGAGGAUGAGGCUGCAGCCCUGGUGGUGGCAAAGCGGCAAAGAAUGUUAGAAAAUGAAAAAGAAAGCAUAGAAAGGAAACCCUUCAUGGAGAUUCAGAUGGAGACUAAGAAAUUCAGGCAAGAUAUAUUCAAGAAAAGGUACAGAGCUAGAGCUUGUGAUAAUGAAAUCCGCACACUGCCCCUACUCUAAGGCUUGGACUAAUAAGCACAGCAAGAGCAAUGACUUGUAUUUUGGAACGGUACCGUAUGACGCAGUUGUUGGGAGCCAAGCAAGUUGAGAACACUUAUAAAGAAGUGAAUCAAUGUCCGGAUCCCCAGCCGCAGAGGGUGUGUUAUUCUGCAUCUUACCUGCGCAUCUCUUCUUCAGGCAUGUUUGUACUUAUUUAACUGCUUGAAGUAGAUGCUACAAGGUCUUUAUACCUAAGAAAGUUGCUGUUGUAACUUUGUGUUCAAACUGUCAAACUGGCGGAUCAACAAAAAAAAAACUGUCAAACUGACGUCUUCUUUAUCUGAAAAGAAGCAUCUUUUGUUGUGCC
Messenger RNA from Rhododendron vialii, 1447 nucleotides. Its product is annotated as protein RKD5-like. Gene Ontology annotation, molecular function: DNA-binding transcription factor activity. The record is from RefSeq and is a predicted model, not a curated record. The transcript is spliced from 6 exons. The coding region runs from base 124 to 1101 and encodes 325 amino acids. Lineage: Eukaryota; Viridiplantae; Streptophyta; Magnoliopsida; Ericales; Ericaceae.